AUGCGGCUGGACUUUCAUGCCCAAGCUGCCGCUUGCUGGCCGUCACGCCCCCUGCCAGUUUCUCUUUCCCCCACAAGUAGCAACAGAGCGUGCUGCGUUGAGAUGUUUGCCGCGGAACACUGCAUGAUGGAUGCCUUGGACGCCGGCAGGAAGCGUCUGCGGGACGAUGACGAUGCCAACACCACCGCGACGGGCUUCUCCGAGCAUCGCAACGUAUGUCUCAAACGUCUUCAAGCGUUACCUCUUCGCACAUCUCCCAAAUGCAGUCAGCAAUGGCCCCCAUCAGCCAGCAUUACACCGCUCAACGCUGGCGCCAGCGGGGGCAUUCCACAACCGCAUCUUGCUCCCCGAUCACCGUCACCGACAGUUCACAUGCAAGUACACGAUGUCGAUAUGGAGAUGGCCGACAGUGGUCCCCCCACGCCGAGCCAUACAUCUGCCAGCCAUGCGGCUCUCGAUGCACUCGACCGAAACAAUGUCAACCGAAUGCCGACUCCCAUUCAGCCAAGUUUCAUCGCCCAGGUUAGAGGCCAGCAGUGCGACUGGGCUGCGCCUGGUGCAGCUAUGAACGGUGUGGUGAACAUGGGGCAUCAUCAGACCGGCUUCUCCGAUUGCCAGAGCAUCCCGCGCGCGAUGGCUGGUGAAGCGGAUUGGGGUGCGGUGUCACUCAGCAGACGCUUACCUUCACCAAUAUCAGAGGGAGGGGACUCUACGCAGAGCCAAGCCGCCACGUCAAUGGCAAUGGACGACGAGGCCUCUGUUGGAUCAGUGUCGUCUGUCUGCGCGCGGACAUCGCCGUUACACGCCAUGAACCAUCCGAAUGCUAUGGAUAUGGAGUCCCACCAUGGGGAAACAGAGGCGGCAUCCCCGUCGCCUGGUCGCAAAGGCCAUGUGCGGAGCAAACACACCAUCAACUCUUGGACAUGGCAGCCAGGGAUGAAGAAGAGUUUCAGUAUAGGAUACCGCUCCGACUGCGAAAAGUGUAGGCUCAAGGUAGACACGGUUGGUCGACCCAAGCACAGAUCUACAGCUCUAGGACACUGCGGUAAGGCCGUUGAACUGGCGGUCCAAGCGAGGACAACUGAGAAGCGGCUGUUUGGCCACUUCACGCACAGAGGAACUCCUCACAUCACAGAACCCCCACAUGACUAUGCAUUCGGGACGAAAUCAGCCAUUGUCCCCGUAUGCCGAACCCAGUCUUCCUACUCUUUCUUCAUGGAUCCCCAUCUGGGGCAGGCUUGUCCUCUUCUAGGCGCGACACGGCUAAAGCGAAAUUCGCUCCCACCGGCGCCCGGAAGACGAGAGACAGUACCACCAUUACGCAUCGACAUUUUUAGGCUGCUUACCUGGCGGCGUUCACUCUCGGCUUUUUCCUUUGUCCACAUCUUACCCUUGGGAAUGCAUCAGGCUUCAAGCGUUUUAUUCACAUAG
This is a messenger RNA of Purpureocillium lilacinum, 1431 nucleotides long. Lineage: Eukaryota; Fungi; Ascomycota; Sordariomycetes; Hypocreales; Ophiocordycipitaceae. The record is from RefSeq and is a predicted model, not a curated record.